CAUUUUGGCGUGGUCGCUUUCGUUUGAUCACAGACCACCAUUUACACACUCACGCAUUUUCAGUGUUCAGUACUCUUCAGGGCUAGUGGUUCCUCCUCGCUGAAACUGCCAUGGGAAGAAGGAGAAAAGCGCUUUCCGUUGAAGAACAGGAGAGGUCUAUACAGAAAGGGAAAAUGAAAGAAAAAGCUAUCACAGUGGAAGAUGACGACGGAGGUGACGAAGAAGAAUCAGAAGAUGAGGAUGGUUUGAAUAACUUUGAGGAUGAUGGAUUUAUCGUUGGUCUCGAUGAAGAAGAGGAGGAAGACAAUCCGCAAGAAACGCAAGAGACGAAAACAAAGAAGAAGCGAAAAUCAUCGAAAUGCAUUGUUCUUGAUGAUGAUGAUCUUGAGCUACUUCGUGAAAACCAAAUCUUGGGCAUCAAUCGGGAUAAAUUGGACAACGGAAUGUUUAAGAGGCUAAAAAAGGCUGGCAUUGAUAGUGAGAAGAGGGGACACUCUUCGGAAUUCUUAAGAUCACUUUUUGAUGAUAAUGUUGAAGAUGAGCAGCAUGUCUCUGAUAAUGCAGAUGAUGACAUGGCAGAUUUCAUAGUGGAUGAUGAGGUUGCCUAUGGGGAGAAAGAUGCGAUCAGACAAAGGAAGUUUAGUGAACCCAGGCAUUCCUCGUUACAGCUAAAUGAGGUUCCGUCCAAGUCCAUUGAGUCUGAUGAGUGUUACAAGUUUGAGACACUGGCUCUGGCGGAAGUGAAUUUAGCUGGAAAGCGUAACCCUUUAGAUAAUACGGACGUACCAGAGAGGAUGCAGAUAUUUGAGGACAUGGUGGGAUCGAUUCCAGCUGACACAAGGAGUAUCGAAGAAGAAAGUUCUUGGAUUCUUAGUCAACUUGAUUCGAAUCCAUUGUUCAUUGAGAAACAGGAAGAUGGUGAAUCAUGGGGGCUUCAUACUAGAAUAAAGAGGGAAGAUAUCAUGAGGUUCUUGGAAUUGAAUCAUGCAAAGAAAUAUGACAUACCAUUUAUUGCGAUGUACCGGAAGGAACAGUGCCUCAGUCUCCUGGAAGAUCCAGAAGGGGCUGAAGCAGGAAGCAUAGAGAAUGAUAUUGAGAGAAAGUGUCAGCUGAAAUGGCACAAGGUACUCUGGAUAAUCAGGGAAUUGGAUAAAAAAUGGUUGCUUCUUCAGAAGCGGAAGAACAUUCUCAUGACAUCCUAUAACAACCGUUUUCAUGAAGGAUGCCAAACGACUUUCUCUGAUGAAAAAUCCAGUUUCAACCAGCAGCUUUCAGGAACUAUCACCACUAUGCUCAAGUUGGUGGAAUCAGAUAGAGAGAUUGAUGAUAUUGAACUGAAGUUCAGUUUACAUUUUUCUCCAGUUGAGGGAUUCUUGGACGUCAGUUAUAAAAGGCCUGUGAAGGAGUCUUAUUAUUCUAAAUGCAGUAUGGCAGGUCUAUGGUCACUUGCAAGCAAAUUUGGGAACACUGAGAAAUUUCGGUUGCUAAGUACCCCUGAGAAAGUGGGAAUGGAGAAUCACGAGGAUCCUGAGGAAUCCCCAGAGGAAUUAGCCUCGGCAUACAAGUGUGCAACAUUUGAAACUUCAGAAUCUGUGCUAGAAGGCGCUAGGCACAUGGCUGCAAUGGAGAUUAGCAGUGAGAUGUCUUUGAGGAAAUAUAUUCGCAGCAUAGUUAUGGAUCAUGCUCUUCUUUCAACCAGCCCUACAGUGAAAGGAAAUAUGACAAUAGAUACACAUCAUGAAGUAGCAGGUGUCAAGUGGCUACAGGACAAACCACUCACUAAGUUUAAGGAUGCCCAGUGGCUUAUCAUACAAAAUGCUGAAAAAGAGAAGCUUCUUGAAGUUAAAAUAAGGUUGCCUGAGCAUGUCCUAUCUGAAUUAACAAAUGCUUGCAAUGAUGUUUAUCUCAACCGCAGUGAACGAACGUCUGCUCAACUUUGGAACGAACAGCGAAAGUCAAUUGUGCAGGACGCUAUUUUAAAUUUUCUUCUGCCAUCUAUGGAGAAGGAAGCACGAGAAUUGUUGACUGCUAAGGCCAAAAACUGGUUAAUAAUGGAUUAUGGGAAGGAGUUAUGGAACAGAGUCUCCGUGGUACCAUAUCUAUGCAGGGGCAAUGUCACUGCUCGAGAGAAGGGGGCUGCAUCCAAAGUCAUGGCUUGUUGUUGGGGAACUGGAAAGCCAGGUACCACAUUUGUGAUGUUGGACUCUAAAGGAGAAUUGGUUGAUGCGAUCCAUGCUAGUUCACUUACUCUGCGAUCACAGAAUAUAAAUGAUCAGCAGCGGAGGAAAAAUGAUCAGCAACGACUUCUUAAGUUCCUAAUGAAUCAUAAACCACAAGUAAUUGUUAUUGGAGCUAAUGCAUCAUGUAUACGCUUGAGAGAUGACGUCAAUGAGAUUGUUUCAAUGAUGCGAGGGGAAAAUCAUGAUGACGUCAGUUUGGAGAUUAAAGGACUAACAACAGUUUUAGGGGAUGAAAGCUUGCCUCGCCUUUAUGAAGAUUCAGAAAUUUCUGAGGACCAGCUUCCCAGACAACAUGGCAUUGUGAAGAGGGCAGUGGCUCUUGGACGUUACUUUCUAAAUCCAUUGGCUAUGGUUGCAACACUCUGUGGGGUCAAAAAGGAGAUUUUAUCAUGGAAGUUGAACCCUUUGGAACAAUUUCUGACAACUGAUGAGAAGUUAAUGAUAAUUGAAUGGGUCAUGGCUGAUAUCACCAACCAAGUAGGCGUGGAUGUAAAUUUGGUUAUCAGCCACAAUUGGCUUUCUGCUCCAUUGCAAUUUGUUUCUGGUCUUGGACCCAGAUCAGCUGACGUUCUGUGUAGAGAAUUAUGUGGAGGUACAACUCCAGGAAAUAGAAAGUAUUUGAGUAAAUGUGGUCUGAACUCGAUGAGGAUUUUCUGGAAUGCAGUUGGCUUUUUAAAGGUGUCAUGUGAUGAACCAAUCUUGGGUGAUACUGUUGAUAACAUUCUGGAUCGUACAAGAGUUCAUCCAGAGUCUUAUCAUCUUGCUGAGGAAUUCGCUAGAGCUGUAUAUAGACACUAUAAUCCAGAAUCUGAUGCUACACAACUGAAUGCAAUUGAAAUUUUGCAGGAUGAACCAAAACUGCUGCAAGAUUUUGAUGUGAAUGAUUAUGCAGCUAGAAUGGCAGUAGAAACAGGAGAGCAUGUAAGAGAGACUCUCUAUGAUAUAAAGGAAGAACUGCUUGAUGGAUUUAAAGAUCCUCGGAUACCUUAUAAGGAACCUUCACUGGAUGAUGAGUUCUUAAUGAUGACUAGGGAAAGUGGGGAUGUACCUUUUGAGGGAAAAAGAGUUCAGGCAACAGUUCGAAAUGUGCAGUCAAAGCUAGCAUUUUGCAUACUUGACUCUGGAUUGGCUGCAGUAUUGCUUAAGGAAGAUUUUUCUGAUGAGACUGAUGAUAUAUAUUUAACAGACAAAUUGUGCGAUGGUGAUGUGCUUAAUUGCAAGAUCAAAUUUGUUGACAAGACCAGAUGCCGGGUGAAUUUGACAUGUAAAGCAAGUGAGUUGAAGAGUGAUGGAGAACAAAGUUUCCAUGACAUGGAUCCUUAUUAUUGUGAAGGAAAAAAUUUACCGAGUCAGUUGGGUGAAGGCAAAAAGGAGGAGCUUGAAAAUAAACAUUUCAAGCCCAGGAUGAUUUGUCAUCCCCAGUUUCAAAAUAUAACUGCUGAUCAAGCAAAAGAGUUCCUUGCAGACAAAGCCAUUGGCCACUAUAUUUUUCACCCAAGCGGUAGUUGUCUAUGGAAAUUAACCUUGACUCUUAAAAUUUUUGAUGGACUUUGUGUACACAAAGACAUUGUUGAGGGUGGAAAAACUUUAGAUAUGAAAAGCAUGCUUGCACUUGGGAAGACAUUAAAGAUAGGAGAAGAAAUAUUUGAGGACAUGGACAAGGUCAUGGAACGCUUUGUCAAUCCAUUGGUGGUUAAUCUGAAAGUGAUAUUGAAUCACCAAAAAUUUAAGGGCUCAAAAGCCGAGGUUGAUAAGUUGUUAAAACUGGAGAAGGAAGAAUAUCCAAAAAGGAUAGUGUAUGGUUUUGCAAUUUCAUUUGAGCAUCCUGGCACUUUCAUCUUGUGUUACAUUAGAAGUACAAAUCUGCAUCAUGAGUUUAUUGGUAUUCAUCCGAAAGGAUUUAAAUUUAGGAAGCAAUUAUUUGAGAACAUUGAGCAGCUGUUGGGAUACUUCCAGAAUCAUAUCAAUGAUUUACCACCAAGAAAACCGAUGGUAGAUGGUUCAUUGGCAAAGUCCUUGGAUGGAGAACGCAGAUUCAAUGUAUUUCAGAAUAAGCACUCCAUAGAUGACAAUGGGGGAGAAGGUCGGGGUCAGGGCCGGGGCCGGGGCCGUGGCCGUGGACGUGGCUUUGGCUGCGGACGCGGACGUGAAAACUCAUGGGGUGAUGGAAAACAUGAAUCUGAAGAAAACAAUAGUUCAUGGGGCAGUGCUCAAAAUGACCACACUACCGGUGGCAAUGGUUGGUCUCAAUCUAAUUCUUCUGGAUGGGCCCAUAAUAUUGACAAGAGUUGGGGUGAACAAGGUCCUACAGGUAAAGGCAAUGUUUCUGAGCCCACUAAUGAUGCAGAAGGCAACUGGGGAAGGGGACAAGGACAAGGACAGGGAAGGGGAACUUGGAGUGGCGGUGGUGGAUGGGGCAGUGCUGGAACUGAAACUGACAACACCAAUAAUGACAGUGCUUGGGCUAACAAAGGCAAGGGUUGGAAUGAAAGUGUUGCUGGUGAAGGCAGUGACAGACGACCCACUUGGCAGCAGAGUAAUUACGAGAGUGAGAUGAAUCCUACUGGUAACAAUCCCAGUGAUAGUGUUUGGGGACAAGGUCGAGGAGGGGACAGAGGAAGGGGAAGGGGAAGAAGAGGCAGAGGGGACCAAGGUGGCUGUGGACGCGGACGUGGACGUGAAGGUAAUAAUGACAACUAUAGUGGUGGCAGAUGGAGUAAUACUGGAAAUGAUAACAGUGGUGGUGGCGGUACCUGGAAUAAUGAUAAUUCUUCAGGAAGGGGAAGGGGAAGAGGAAGGAGAGGUAGAGGGGGCCAAGGACGAGGACAUGAAGGUGGUAAUAAUGACAGUUAUAAUGGUGGCGGAUGGAGUUCAGAUUGGGGAAGUAAUAAAGGAAAGAGUUGGAGUGAGAGUAUUCUUGGUGAUGGCAGUGGUGGGGGAACUACUGAGUUUAAUCAUCGGAAUAGCCAAGAACACAAUGACAACAGCUCUGGUGGUGGUGGUGGUUGGGGUGGUUGGGGAGGUAGUAACAGAGGAAAGAGCUGGGGUAAUGAUGGUGUUGGAGAAGGAAAUAACAAUGAAAGUGGGCUGAAUGCUACUGGUAACAAUGAAGCUGUAUCCUUUGGUGGUGGCUGGGGUAGUAACAAGGGAAGGAGUUGGGGUAAUGAUGGAGAAGGCAACAAUGGUGGUGGUUGGGGUGGUAACAAAGGAAAGAGUUGGGGUAGUGAUGGAGAAGGCAACAACAGUGGCGGCGUUGGGGUGGUAACAAAGGAAAGAGUUGGGGUAGUGAUGGAGAAGGCAACAACAGUGGUGGCGGUUGGGGUGGUAGCGAAGGAAAGAGUUGGGGUAGUGAUGGAGAAGGCAACAACAGUGGUGGCGGCUGGGGUGGUAACAAAGGAAAGAGUUGGGGUAGUGAUGGAGAAGGCAACAACAGUGGUGGCGGCAGCGGCUGGGGUGGUAACAAAGGAAAGAGUCGGGGUAGUGAUGCAGAAGGCAAUAACAAUAGUGGUGGUUUGGGAGGAGGCCAGGGACAGGGAAGAGGGAGAGAAUGGAGCAAAGGUGAUGGCUGGGGAGGUGGAGGUAAUGAUGAAAACAAAAGCUUUGGUGGACAAUGGGCCAACACUGGAACCGAUCACUCUGGCAGUCGUGACGGCAGUGGUUGGGCUAAUUCUGGUGGUGGUGGUUGGGCUGGUGGUAGUUCUUCUGGUCGUGGAGGUUCUGAUGGUGGCAAUUGGGGCAGCAAGAAAGGAAACCCGGAUGGAGGCUGGGUUUGAUGGUUAGGGAGAAGGCAUGGCUUGAAUGGUGAACAUGGAGCUAGGCUACGAUAUUUGGGUCAUGCAAAUACCACUGCAAAUAGACAUCCAAUUCCACAAGGUAUUUGACUAUUUCUUUUAUGACUAUCUAACUGGAAACAACUUAAUUUGCUGUAGAAAUGAUAUUAUCGUACAUUUUGAUGUUAAUGAUUCAUCACUCUGAUUUUCAUAUCGUCCAAUUAUAUUUAUAUCCGCCCUUUUCUUUUCA
Molecule: messenger RNA, 6260 nt
Organism: Neltuma alba
Lineage: Eukaryota; Viridiplantae; Streptophyta; Magnoliopsida; Fabales; Fabaceae
Product: transcription elongation factor SPT6 homolog
Exons: 17
Coding region: 111-6020 (1969 amino acids)
Biological process (GO): transcription elongation-coupled chromatin remodeling; transcription elongation by RNA polymerase II; nucleosome organization
Cellular component (GO): transcription elongation factor complex
Molecular function (GO): histone binding; nucleic acid binding; nucleosome binding
Source: RefSeq, a predicted model, not a curated record